GAGUUGAAACAAAGCGUCUCUUUCCUUCCCGGUGAAUUUUUCAUUUGCUUAUCCUUCCGAUAGUCUCGGAUCGGCGGCAGCAUUUGUGAUCCAGAGACCCAAAAAGGAGUGUGAAGAAUUCGAGCUGGAGACCCAGGAGACUCCGGCGCCGGGAAACGGCAAGAUCCGAUUCCGAUCACCUUCGGCAGCAGAGCUUUUAGAGGCACAGCUCGAUCCACUUCAAAUGGAGAAGACAAUGAAGAGGAAUAACAGGCAGUACGGUGGUGAGUCUUUCUCCGAUAAGAUCCAGAGGUAUAAAGGUGUGAUACUUGUGAUUUGCGUCCCGUUGUUUCUCGUUUCUCUAGUGCUUUAUGUAAUGCCGACGCAUUCGCCGUCUGAGUCGAUGGAAUCUCUUAAUCGAAAAUUCUCUCCGCAUCUCGGAUCUAUGAAAUAUGCGGUUAUAUUUGAUGCUGGAAGUUCGGGUAGUAGAGUUCAUGUAUUCUGUUUUGAUGAGAAAUUGGAUCUUGUUCCCAUUGGCAAUGAACUCGAACUUUUCGUACAGAAAAAACCAGGUUUGAGUGCAUUUGCUAGUGAUCCUGAGGCUGCUGCCGAUUCUCUUCUACCACUUCUAAAGGACGCAGAGAAUGUAGUUCCACGCAAUUUGCGCAGUAAUACACCAGUGAGAGUUGGGGCCACUGCAGGUUUGAGGCAGUUGGAAGGUGAUGCAUCUGACAGAAUUCUUCAAGCGGUGAGGGAGUUUCUGAAGAGCAAAAGCAGCUUCAAAGCAAAAGCAGAUGCGGUAACUGUUCUUGAUGGAAAUCAGGAGGGUGCUUACCAGUGGGUAACCAUCAAUUAUUUAUUAGGCAAACUGGGUAAGAAAUACUCUGAUACAGUUGGAGUGGUUGAUCUUGGAGGUGGAUCUGUGCAAAUGGCGUAUGCCAUCUCAGAGUCAGAUGCCCAGAAAGCUCCAAAGGUAUCAGAUGGCGAGGAUACAUAUGUUCAGGAAAUGUAUUUAAAGGGGACAAAAUACUACCUUUACGUUCACAGCUAUUUGCACUAUGGCUUACUAGCAGCUCGAGCUGAGAUCUUGAAGGUGUCCGGUGAAUCUGGAAGUCCUUGCAUCUUGGCAGGCCAUCAUGGGACAUACAAGUAUGGAGGAGCAGUUUACCCAGCAUCAGCCAUGUCUUAUGGUUCAAGCAUGAGUACUUGUAGCGAUGUAGCUCUAAAGGCUCUGAAAAUUAAUGAACCAGCAUGUACCCACAUGAAAUGCACUUUUGGUGGCGUGUGGAAUGGUGGAGGAGGAGAUGGACAGAAGAAUAUGUUUGUUGCUUCAUUUUUCUUUGACAGAGCUGCUGAGGCUGGUAUUAUUAAUCCAAGUUUAGCUGUUGCAAAAGUUCGCCCAGCUGAUUACGAAAGUGCAGCUAAGCGUGCUUGUGGAACUGGACUUGAGGGUGCCAAAUCUGAAUUUCCUCAUGUAGAAGCUGAUAACUUGCCAUACCUCUGCAUGGAUCUCGUCUAUCAGUACACUCUACUCGUAGAUGGGUUCGGACUUCAACCUCAGCAAGAAAUCACAUUGGUGAAAAAAGUUGAAUACAAGAAUUCCCUUGUUGAAGCAGCAUGGCCAUUAGGCAGUGCCAUUGAAGUUGCAUCAUCAUUGAGUUAACUUAACUGGGAAAUGGAAGAUCCAUUCAUGCAAUUUUGGGUUUUAAUAGCUUAUGAUUUUUCAACUAUAUAUUUUUGACCUGCAGCUUCUGAUAAGCCUAUUAGGUUAAUUUUCUGGAGCAGAAGGGAUUGCCAAAGUCCAAGCAGGUUGAGAUUCUUUAUUUUUCCCUUUUAUUAGAGGGAAUCCAGAAUAGUGAUAAAUUUGUUUGUAAUCAUGUAUUAUGAGAUCAAUUUUUUUAUUCCCACGCAAAUUUCAUAACA
Molecule: messenger RNA, 1902 nt
Organism: Solanum dulcamara
Lineage: Eukaryota; Viridiplantae; Streptophyta; Magnoliopsida; Solanales; Solanaceae
Product: apyrase 2-like
Exons: 9
Coding region: 224-1642 (472 amino acids)
Biological process (GO): nucleoside diphosphate catabolic process
Cellular component (GO): membrane
Molecular function (GO): nucleoside diphosphate phosphatase activity
Source: RefSeq, a predicted model, not a curated record